GCACAUCAUUUGAUCUGUCUGACAAGGAACUCUUCUGCAUUGAGGAACAGGAUGUGUUUAAUAGCAUAUACUCUCUUGUGCGUGACUUCACUUGCUUGCCCCCAGGGCUUAAGUUCAAUCUUGUUGAGGCUUUGCGCUCCAACCUCAGUGUUCUUCUGCCCAACAUUGACUCCCUUUCACGAGCUUCCAUGUCAUCCCCCUCUGAUGGGAUCCCUAUCACUGACCGCAUCGCGUCUCACCGCAAUGCCCUCAAGAUCUACUCCUUUUUCCUCCUCUCCAUUGUCCUCGCUCAGGAAUCUUCAGCUGAUAGUGGCACUGGGGCAAAGGUGACAGCACAUGGUCGGAAGAAGAAUCCUGUUUAUGCUUGGAAUUGGGAAGCGCAAAGAGGGCGGAUCAUGAAUCUGGUUGCCAAUUCUCUUGAAGUUGACCUUACACUACUUUUUGGUCCAGGCGGCGCUGAUGAGCGAUACCUAUCUUUUGCUUCAAAGUGUACUUAUGUUCUAUUUGAGAAUCAAAAUGUGUUAAAAGAUGAGGAAACAAGAAAUGGUCUAUGCCGGAUAAUUGGUGCAAUAGCUACAAGGCAUCAAAAGAUUUCUCAAACCAGUGCAUCCGUCUUGCAUUUGAUCCAUAAAUAUGAUUUCACUGUCGCUCAUCUUGCUGAAGCAGUUGCUGCUGCUGAGAAAAAGUUUGGUGAUGGAAGCUUGGCAAUUUCCCUGAUCAGGGAAAUAGGUCGCACUGACCCGAAAGACUACGUGAGAGAUGGUGCUGGUGCUGACAAUGUUGGGAGAUUCUUAGUAGAACUUGCAGAUCGUUUGCCAAAACUUAUGUCUACCAAUCUUGGUGUUCUAAUACCACAUUUUGGUGGGGAAUCAUACAAGAUUAGGAAUUCUCUUGUUGGGGUCUUGGGCAAGUUGGCUGCAAAGGCUUUCAAAGACGUUGAUGGAAAUAACAGUGCUCAUUCCAUAAGGCUCCGAAGUAAGCAGGCUAUGCUAGAAAUUUUGAUCGAGCGUUGUAGGGAUGUGUCAGCAUACACGAGGAGUCGUGUCCUUCAGGUCUGGGCAGAGUUGUGUGAAGAAAAUGCUAUUUCAAUUGGCCUGUGGAAUGAAGUGGCAUCAGUUGCUUCAGGGAGGUUGGAGGAUAAAAGUGCAAUCGUCAGGAAAUCAGCACUACAACUUCUCAUCACAAUGCUGCAACACAACCCUUUUGGGCCUCAACUAAGGGCCACGACCUUUGAGGCAACUUUAGAGAAGUACAAGGAGAAAUUGGAAGAAAAGGAAUCUCAAUCUCCUGCGGAAGGUGAACUUGUGAAUGACCAUCCAUUGGGUGAAGUGACCGUGGGGCAAGACGAGAGUGUCAGUGAUAGUUGCCUACCUUCUAGUCAAGACCAGGCAGAUCAAGAUCCUAUGUUUGUAGAUAUAACAAACUUAGAACAGAUCAGAGCUUUGGUUGCAUCCCUUGAGGCUGGUCUGCGAUUCACGACAUGUAUAACGUCGUUAAUGCCAAUUCUUAUCCAGUUAUUGGCUUCAUCUUCAGCCACAGAUGUCGAGAACACUAUUCUUCUGCUAAUGAGAUGCAGACAGUUUCAGGUUGAAGGUUCAGAAGCAGCACUCCGGAAAAUGUUACCUCUGGUAUUUUCUCAGGACAAGUCAAUAUAUGAAGCAGUGGAGAGCGCAUUCAUUGCCAUAUACACAAAAAGGAUCCCAACAGAAACAGCCAAAAGUUUGAUAAACCUCAACAUCGAUUGUAGCAUUGGUGACCUUGCUGCCCUGGAGAGCUUAGUUAGUUCAUUGGUACUGAAAGGAGAGAUUUCAUCCAACACGAUGUCAGCUUUGUGGGAUUAUUUUUGCUUCAACAUCAACGGUGUAAGGCCAGUGCAAUGCCGUGGAGCUUUAUCAAUUCUUUGCAUGGCAGCAAAGUCAUCUCCUAGCAUUCUGGGUACUCACUUGCAAGAUAUUGUUGACAUUGGGUUUGGGCGCUUGGCUAAGGAAGAGCCUCUGCUUGCUAGAACUGCAUGCCUUGCCCUGCAAAGAUUAUCAGAAGAAGACAAGAUCAAAUUGCUAAGUACUAGUACCAGAGUAUUUGCUGCACUGCAAAGCUUGGUAACUAGCUUCUCGCUUCCGGAGAAAAUAUGGUAUGGCGCAACAGAUAAAGCUAUAAGUGCCAUAUAUACCUUACACCCUGCACCUGAAAUCUUUGCUGCUGAGAUUGCAAAGAAAUCCCUCAGUUCUGUAUUCAGUGCCUUCGGAAUGGAUGGCAUGUCUAAUGGAGUGGAACUUGAAACUCAGAAUAGUUCCACAAUUACGGAGUUAUCAGCCAUGAAGUUGGGUAGAUUUCUUUUUGUCAUUAGUCAUAUAGCACUCAACCAUUUGGUUUACAUUGAGACUUCCGUUAAGAAAAUCCACAAACAGAAACAGAAGAAUGAAAAAUCACAGUCCACCAAUGAGGAUAGUCAGGUAGAUGGUUCCAAGAAUUCGGAGGCACAAGACAUAAAUGCUGAACUGGGACUUGGUGCAACGAGAGAUAUUGCAAUCGAGUUCUUUGCUGAAAAAGCUGAAAGGGAGAUUGUUUCCUAUUCUUGUGAAAAGAACCUUCUUGGACAUUGCGGACCAUUUCUAUCAAAACUCUGCAGGAAUCUGACUUUGCUGCAAAAGUUCCCGGAGUUACAUGCUUCUGCAAUGCUUGCUCUUUGCAGACUAAUGAUUAUUGAUGCAGAAUUCUGCGAGGCAAAUCUCCAGAUCCUAUUUACUGUUGUGGAAAACGCAUCCUCUGAAAUCGUCCGAUCUAACUGCACUAUAGCCCUUGGUGAUUUAGCAGUUCGCUUUCCAAACCUCUUAGAACCUUGGACAGAACACAUAUAUGCCCGAUUGAGCGAUUCAUCGGCAUCUGUGAGGAAGAAUGCUGUGCUGGUCAUUUCUCAUCUCAUAUUGAAUGACAUGAUGAAGGUUAAAGGUUAUAUCAACGAAAUGGCGGUGAGGGUAGAAGAUGAAGAUGAGAGGAUCUCAAGCCUUGCAAAACUCUUCUUCCAUGAGUUGUCAAAGAAAGGAAGCAAUCCAAUUUAUAAUCUUCUUCCAGAUAUUCUGAGUAGACUGUGCAAUCAACACCUCAAGGAAGAAACGUUUCGCAACAUCAUGCAAUUCUUAAUUGGUUCUAUUAAAAAGGACAAACAAAUGGAAGCUCUUGUCGAUAAGCUUUGCAAUAGGUUUGCUGGUGUAAAUGAUGUUAGGCAGUGGGAGUAUAUCUCUUACUGCCUCUCUCAGCUAACCUUCACUGAGAAAGGUUUGAAGAAACUCAUCGAUAAUUUCAAGAUUUUUGAGCAUGCAUUAUGUGAAGAUUCUGUGCUGAACCACUUCAGAAGCGUGAUAGCAAAGUGUAAGAAGUUUGCGAAGCCAGAUCUCAAAGCUUGCAUUGAGGAAUUUGAGGAGAAAGUUAGCAAAGUUCAUGAGGAAAAGAAAGAACAAGAAGCCACGGCAAGAAAUGCGGAGGCACAUAAGCAGAAAAUUGAUUCUCUUGAUAAAAUCCUACUCGCUAAGGAAGCUGGACAGAAUGACAGAAACUCUGCUGAGGAGGAAACCAGUGAGGUUAUCGAUCCUUCAGUGGAUGGCAAUGUUGAAGACAAGGAGACAGAGGAAACUAGUGAGGUUACCGAUCCGUCAGUGGAUAGCAAUGUUGAAAAUAAGGGGGCAGAGGAAGGUACUGGGGACAUUGACCCUUCAGUGGAUAGCAAUGCUGAAAAUAAGGAGACAGAGGAAGCUACUGAGGUUACUGAUCCUUCAUUGGGAAGCAAUGCUGAAAAUGAGACAGAGGAAGGCACUGAGGUUACUGGUCCUUCAGUGGAUAGCAGUGCUGAAAAUGAGGAGACAGAUGAAGCUACUGAGGAUAUUGAUCCUUCAGCGGAUAGGGCUGCUGAAAAUAAGGAGAACAGGACAAAAGGCAGCGGCAACAUUUGUUCCGGAAAAAGUCAGACAUCAUCCACUGUUACGGAAUCAGAAGAUGAUAGCACAGAGGUUCAAUCAUCCAAAACUGUCCGCAGUCGCAAAGGUUCGACGCGAUCGACUGUAAAGAAGAUCAGAGAACCUAUCUUGGAAGACUCUGCAGACGUUGCUCCUCCAGUCAGGCGUUCCACCCGCUCAAGUAGAAGACAAUGAAGCUGAAGGAAUAUGGAGCAAGUGGCGACUCCCUGUCGCUGUAUGACGAUCUCGGCUUGAGAUCAUGGGGUUCUGAAACCAUCAAUGCUCCGCCGUCCUGACGCCUGUGUGUACCGUAGUGUUUAUUGGCCUGCUCUGUGCUGGUAUAUCUGUGCCGGCUCCAGACUGCUGUGUUAACUACCGCUUGUAUUCCUUCCAACAAGGACCAUUUGUAUCUCUGUAGUAACACUUUGGCUCUAGUCACCUGUAACCCCUUAAGUUGAUAUUUAUUUCGUUCGAUCCCGCUGAUUGUACAAUUC
Messenger RNA from Triticum urartu, 4444 nucleotides. The record is from RefSeq and is a predicted model, not a curated record. NCBI's taxonomy places the organism in Eukaryota, Viridiplantae, Streptophyta, Magnoliopsida, Poales, Poaceae.